AGUGGCCGUCACCUGUCCGUUUUCAGGGUAAGUCAGAAGUUUUUAAUGUUCGUCUCAUCUACAGCUUGUUGUCAUAUACUCGUCUCCUCUAGACGUAAGUUAGCAUUUAUAGGAUCAACUCACGAGGAAACGUAUCGUUUUUAUUACAGACAACAGUUGUAAUAACUGCGCGGUGUUUGUUUUAAAACACUUUGCUUUACUGUUGGCGUAUUCCUGCAUUUGUUUGCUGCCAUAAUCUGACUCGGGAGAGUCGUUGUCCUUUACGUAGUUACCCGUGGUUACGUCAACUGAAAGAGCUAACUGGAUAAAACUGGAUAGUCAAACAACAACAACUCUCGUUUCAACACUUUUGGUUCAGUGUUUAUGGUUCAUAGUUUUAGCUCCAGUUAAAGUCAGGAGUCAAAGUCGAUUCCAGACCUGUGGUCAGUGUCUGGCUAACAUUAUUAUCCGUUAAGUGACGUCGGCCCCACAAUGGCGGAGCCGUUUCAUUUAAACACACCGCUGCUGGAGAGCGCCACCAUGUCCAGAAGGGUAGGAACUACAGUCUAUUUAAAGAUGGAGAAUUCCCAGCCCUCCGGGUCAUUCAAGAUCCGUGGUAUAGGACACCUGUGUGGUCAGCUGGCCAAACAGUCCAGAGGAAUCGUCUGCUCUUCAGGUGGAAAUGCAGGGAUGGCUGCUGCUUAUGUUGCUAAAAAAAUGGAUUUAGCAGCGACCAUCGUAGUGCCGUCCUCCACCCCCCCACUGGUCAUUCACAGACUCUUGGAUCAGGGUGCUGUUGUUAAGACUGUAGGAAAGGUUUGGGAUGAUGCUGAUGCAGAAGCUCUCAGACUGGCAGCCAAAGAGAACCUCACCUACGUCCCUCCAUUUGAUCACCCUCUGCUGUGGCAGGGACACGCCAGCCUCAUCUCAGAGGUGGCGUCCUCUCUGGGUCCUGCUGUGAAGCCUGGAGGUGUGGUUCUGUCGGUGGGUGGAGGAGGACUUCUGUGUGGAGUAGUCCAGGGCCUGAAGGUCGUCGGUUGGACAGACGUGCCUGUUGUGGCAGUGGAGACUGUGGGAGCGGACUGCUUCAACGCCGCCGUCAAGGCUGGAAGAAUAGUCACUCUGGAUGACAUCACCAGUGAGGCUAAAUGUCUUGGUGCAAAGACUGUUUGUCAAAAGGCCUUUGAAUACAGCCAGGGUGACAGUGAGGUGACGAUCAUCUCUGAACUGGUGACGGACCAGCAGGCUCUGCAGGCUGUGGAAACCUUCUUAGAUGAGGAGCGUGUGCUGGUGGAGAUGGCGUGUGGAGCCGCACUCGCAGCUGUCUACAGUGGACUGAUUGGCAGAUUACAGGACCAAGGUCGUCUGCCGAACUCUCUGGCUCCCCUGCUGGUGAUUGUGUGUGGAGGCAGCAGUAUCGACAUGAACCAGCUGAAGUAUCUCAAAGAAAAACUACAGACCUGAGGCUUCAGGAGCAAAAACCAUCAAUGGUUCAGUUAGAAAUAUAUUGAUCAGAUCUGACUCCCUUCAGCAGAACCUGUUAUUCACAGUCACAACCAGAAAACCCAACUGAUUCUGUCUGUUGUCUGUCAGUUGUUUUUACAGGUGGUAGUGAAUGUUAA
This is a messenger RNA of Cynoglossus semilaevis (tongue sole), 1601 nucleotides long. It is a transcript of the gene sdsl, whose product is annotated as serine dehydratase-like. The coding region runs from base 472 to 1443 and encodes 323 amino acids. Gene Ontology annotation, biological process: L-threonine catabolic process; L-serine catabolic process. The record is from RefSeq and is a predicted model, not a curated record. Gene Ontology annotation, molecular function: L-serine ammonia-lyase activity; threonine deaminase activity; pyridoxal phosphate binding. NCBI's taxonomy places the organism in Eukaryota, Metazoa, Chordata, Actinopteri, Pleuronectiformes, Cynoglossidae. The transcript has 9 exons.